Molecule: messenger RNA, 3325 nt
Organism: Quercus lobata
Lineage: Eukaryota; Viridiplantae; Streptophyta; Magnoliopsida; Fagales; Fagaceae
Product: Myb/SANT-like DNA-binding domain protein
Exons: 10
Coding region: 808-3135 (775 amino acids)
Source: RefSeq, a predicted model, not a curated record
GCCAAGGUUCUAUUGAGACAACCAUAGUCUUUUGCUUUAGUUUCUAGCAUUGGAGGUUGUAAUAGCUUCUAGUGGUAAUGGUUGUAAUGGUGGAUGUGGUGACAAGAAGUGAUCAUUUGGUGGUAUGAAUUGUACUAAACCUUAUUGUUGGGUGAAAUACAACAAGACAGAGUAUGUGCAUCAGGUUAUAGAUGGUAUUAAACAAUCACAGUUUACUUCUGUUCUAGUUGGGCAUACGGCUCCCAGCACUGGUAUCAAGAUGCACUCACUUCUCAACUCAGCGAACUCAUUCUGAAAUUGAGUACUGCUCUCCUUUCUUACAGUGUUACAUUAGUUGUUUCAAAUAAUGCAGCCCAAUCUUCUCCACUGUGGGUUAUUGACUCCAGCAUGAACAAACAUCGAUAUGAACCUCAAGACCAGGGAGAUGAUUGGUUCGGGCCAUGAGAAGGAUAGCCUUUAGUAUCUGGAUCCUGAUGGCUUGUUCUCCCUUACUCUCUCAGCUUUGAGUGCUACCAUGUCUCCUUUCCAAUGGAAAUUUUCAUUUGGGCGACCAAACUAAAAUUUGUCCUUUUCCUUCCUCUUUAGCUAUUCAAAAGAAAUAAGGUCGUACCCAAUGCACAAAACUCCCACUUUUAUAGGAUCUGAGAGAGGUGAUUAGUAGGCAGCCUUAACCCCAUUUUUUUCUGUUGAAAGACAACAAAUUCCUGGACUUGAACCUGCAACAUGCCGCUUUGGGUGAAAGACACUUCCACUUCAGCUAUCCAAACAAAAUGAUGAAUAAUAUUUGCAAUUUUUAGGGGGGACAGAAUGGGUAGCCAAACUGCUACAAGCAAUGAUCGAUCAAGGACAUAUUGGACACCAACAAUGGAACGGUAUUUUAUUGACCUUAUGUUAGAGCAGAUGAAUAAAGGCAAUCGGAUUGGCCAUACUUUCAACAAGAAGGCAUGGACGGACAUGCUCAGUGUGUUCAAUACAAAAUUUGGAUCUCAAUAUGACAAAGAUGUUCUAAAAAGUCGUUAUACAAAUAUGUGGAAGCAAUUCAAUGAUAUAAAGAAUCUUCUUAGUCAAAGUGGAUUUUGUUGGGAUGAAACUCAACAGAUGGUGGUAGCUGAUGAUUAUGUCUGGGAUGCUUACAUUAAGGCUUACCCUGAUGCCCGAAUGUACAAAACUAAACCAGUGCAAAAUUUUAAUGAUUUGUGCUUGAUAUAUGGGUAUACAACUGCUGAUGGAAGAUACAGCCGAUCAAGUCAUGAUCUAGACAUUGAUGAAGAAAUGCAAGGAGUAAAUAUGGGUGAUGGAAUGGGCGGCCUUGCGCCUUCAAGUAAUGAGCGUGGAAGGACCGAUUGGACUCCAGCAAUGGACCAAUUUUUCAUUGAGCUUAUGCUGGACCAAGUAAAAAGAGGGAAUAAGACUGAAAAUACUUUCAAUAAACAAGCAUGGAAUGAUAUGCUUGCUUCGUUCAAUGAAAAAUUUGGUCCACAACAUGGCAAAAGGGUUUUAAGGCAUCGAUACAAGAAAUUGUGGAAGUACUAUAGUGACAUAACAAUUCUUCUUAAACAAAAUGGCUUUUCUUGGAAUGAAACACAACAAAUGGUUGCAGCUGAUGAUGAUGUUUGGGAUGCAUAUCUCAAGGCACACCCGCAUGCACGGACAUAUAGAACAAAAACCCUUCCAAACUACUAUGAUUUGCUCCUAAUAUACGGAAGUCAAAUUGAUAAUGGUAUUCACUGUGAUUUACAUCAGAACAAAAAUGUUGAAGACGACGUCUCAGAAAGAAAGGCCGGUGAAGGAAAAGGGGGGCAGAACCCUACUUUUGGUGAUCGUACAAGAACAUAUUGGACACCACCAAUGGACCAUUAUCUUAUUGACUUGUUACUAGAACAGGUUCAUAGGGGAAAUAAACUUGGGCAAACUUUCAUAACCCAGGCGUGGAUUGACAUGGUUACAUCUUUCAAUGCAAAAUUCAAUUCUCACCAUGACAAAGAUGUUCUGAAGAAUAGGUACAAACAUUUAAAGAGGCAAUACAAUGACGUAAAGAUUCUUCUUCAGCUGAGUGGGUUUUCAUGGGAUGAAACAAGAGAAAUGGUAACAGCUGAUGAUCAUGUUUGGGAUGCUUAUACCAAGGAACAUCCUGAUGCUCGAUCAUAUAGAGUGAAAACUCUGCCAAGCUAUCACAAAUUGUGUGUGAUAUUUGGAGAAGAACAUGCUGAUGGUAGAUACAGCCGUUUGGCACGCAAUGCAGAUCCCAGCAGUGAAUUACCUGUUUCAUUGACUGGUGAGGGGACAAAUGACCAAUCACCUGCUGGUGAUGUUCCUUUGGUGAUAGAUUGGAUACCAUCAAUGGAGCUCUAUUUUAUUGUCCUUAUGGUAGACCAUGUGCAGAGAGGCAAUAAGGCUGAUCGUACAUUCAAUGAGCAAGCAUGGGCUGAUAUGAUAGAAUCAUUUAAUGAAAAAUUUGGACUAAAAUUUAACAAAAAUCUCCUAGAAGAUCAGUAUACAUUCUUGAUGAAACAGCAUGGUGAAAUCAGUAAUCUUAUCAAUCAUAGUGGUUUUACGUGGGAUGAAUCUCAACAAAUGGUAACAGCUGACAAUGAUGUCUGGGAAGCUUAUGUUAAGGAAUACCCAGAUGCUAUUUCAUACAGGGAUAAAAUCUUAUGUAGUUAUAGAGAUCUUUGCAAGGUCUUUGGAAAUAAAGUGUCAGGUGAAAGAUUCAGUAACCACGGUCUGGUUAUGGAAGCGGACAUAACUGCCCAGGGAAUAGAGAUGGAGGGAACAUCUAGAGGUCAAGAAUUUCCAACAAGGAAUACUCAAAUGUCUGUUGAUGAGAGAAAGCGGCCAACUGAGACACCAUUGGAAUCACAACGUCCUAGAAAGGUACAAAAGACUGACAAUAGAAUGGAAGAAGCUCUUUCUGAGAUUGCGGGUGUAGUCAAAAGAUUGGUCAAUAAGAAAGAGAAUAAAAACUGUAAAUUGAUAGAAAGUGCAAUUGAUGCUCUCCAGGCAAUACCAGACAUAGAUGAUGAGCUUAUGUUGGAUGCUUGUGAUCUUCUGGAAGAUGAGAAAAAGGCAAAAACGUUUUUGGCAUUGGAUAUCGCUUUGAGGAGGAAAUGGUUACUAAGAAAGCUUCGACAGUAGUAUUGUAGUGGCCUUAGUUUUUUUGAGUGUUGCAUACAAUUGUCUCAUUUGAGAAAUUUUUUUUUUACUAGCUUAGAUACUGUAAUUUGUAAAUGUAUAUCUGUUCAGGCCUCCUUUUUCUGGCCACGUGGCAGCUCCCCAAAUCCCCACAAAAACUCUAUUGGAGCAAGGCUAAAAUGAAUGGACCUAA